AUGCCGACUUUGGGUAUACGAUGGACAACGCGUCGAAUGAUCACGGCUACACCGAUUCGAUUACAACAACCAGUAGAAGAAGAACAUGAACAACCUGUUAUUACAUUUAUUGGUGGAGGCAAUAUGGCAGAAGCAAUGUUAGGUGGAUUAGAUGCAAGUGGUUACUGCAAAUUACGAUAUAUUGAACCAUUGAAGAGACGACUAGAGUACAUGCAAGAUAAAUAUCCCAACAUUUUAGGAUUAACCGAUGAAAAGGAUCAACAAACGGAAGCUUUACACGAUGCCGAUGUGGUUGUGCUAGCAGUCAAACCUCCUCAAGUACGUCAAGUGAUGCCUAUGGUGACUAGUUGCUCGUUGUCAUUGCCAUUGAUUGUCUCUAUUGUGGGUGGAGUGACGACACACCAAAUCAUUUCAUGGAUGAAUAUACAACAAGGAUCAACAACAAUACCUCCAGUGGUUCGAUGUAUGCCAAAUACACCAGCAUUACUUGGAGAAGGAGCUCUUGGAUUAUAUGCAAAUACGUCGGUGACUUUGCAACAGCGUGAUCUUACUGAACGCAUCAUGCGGGCAGUGGCAAAGGAAAUUUUAUGGGUAGAAAAAGAAUCAAUGAUGAAUGCUGUCACGGGAAUCAGUGGAAGUGGACCUGCUUACUUUUUUUUAUUGAUGGAAUCCAUGCAAAAUGCUGGAGUGGCGGCUGGAUUAACUGUAGAAGAAGCCACUAGAUUAACGAUACAAACUUGUUUAGGGGCGGCUCGAAUGGCACAACUUGGGCAUGAUGACUUGGCAACCUUACGGAGAAAAGUGACCUCACCCAAUGGAACCACUGAAGCUGCUAUUCAAUCUUUGGAAGCAAAUCAAAUAAGACAAGUAAUGAAAGAUGCUGUUUUUGCUGCUACCAGUCGUGCUGAACAAUUAUCCAAUGAAUUAGAUUAG
Molecule: messenger RNA, 933 nt
Organism: Halteromyces radiatus
Lineage: Eukaryota; Fungi; Mucoromycota; Mucoromycetes; Mucorales; Cunninghamellaceae
Product: pyrroline-5-carboxylate reductase
Exons: 2
Coding region: 1-933 (310 amino acids)
Biological process (GO): L-proline biosynthetic process
Molecular function (GO): pyrroline-5-carboxylate reductase activity
Source: RefSeq, a predicted model, not a curated record